AACUCUGAUGACGCACCUCUUCCUGGUUGCAUCAAAACCAUUUUUUUUUUUGGUGCUGUUUGAGUUCGUAGCCAGCGUCCCUUUUGUGAUAUUUGUUUGUUCUCCUGGUUUGUUGUUUUAUCGGAGCAGGAUGUUUAAAGGGUUCGGGACGUGGCUGGGUUUGGAGAAAACGUCAGAGGAGCAGGAGGAGAAGGAGGAGAAGGAGGUGGUUGAAGCCCAGAAUGAGGUAAACAAACAGCAAGCAGCUGAGCGCGAUGAUGAGCCAGAAGAGACGAUCGGAGGAGCUCCAGACCACAGUAAAGGACUCGGUGGCUUCAUCUUCAGUUUUGCGUCCAGCGCCACCAAGAAGUUGUCGGAGUCGGUGGUUGGGACGGCUCAGACCAUCAGGAAGACGGUGGAGGAAGGGAAGAUCGACGGCAUCAUAGAUAAGACCAUCCUGGGAGACUUCCAGAAGGAGCAGGAGAAGUUUGUCCAAGAGAAGAAGUCCAGACGAUCAGAAGCAGCAGUGCCUCCCUGGGUGGGCUACAACGAGGAAGAGACCAUCCAGCAGCAGAUCCUGGCUCUUUCCGCCGACAAGCGGAACUUCCUGCGCGACCCUCCGGCCGGCGUCCAGUUCCACUUCGACAUGGAGCAGAUGUACCCGCUGGCUGCCGUCAUGCUGGAGGAGGACCAGCUUCUCAACCGCAUGCGCUUCGACCUAGUUCCCAAACAGGUGAAGGAGGAGGUGUUUUGGAGGAAUUACUUCUACAGGGUGUCUCUGAUCAAACAGUCGGCUCAGCUCACCGCGCUGGCCGCCCACCAGCAGCAGAAGGAGGGCGGAGACGGCGUUUCACCUGAUGACAUCGUCUUAAAAGACAACGUCAGACCAAAAACUCCACCGGUUUCCAUCAGCGACAUUCAGAAGGCCCCUCAUGAGGAGGAGGAAGAGAUUUCAACAAGUCCUGGAGUUUCCGAGUUUGUCAGCGACGCUUUUGACUCGACAGCGAUCAACCAUGAGGACCUGAGGAAAGAGAUGGAGCAGCUGGUGCUGGACAAGAAGGACAGCGUCCCUUCUGCUGAUGAUGAGACGCCAGACUGGGAGAAAGAGCUGCAGCAGGAACUCCAGGAGUACGAAGUCGUGACCGAGUCGGACAACAAAGACGACCAGUGGGAUCAGGAGAUCGAGAAGAUGCUGCAGGCUGAGGACAGCUAGGAACCAGAACUCUGCCUACAUUCUGGCUCAGAAGGAAAGCCCAGAAUCCCUCACACAGUCGGGUUGAUCCAGCUGUAGCAAAACAGCUUCUGUUCCGGGCAGAGCGAGUAUUUUAAUGAAGUACUGCUUAGUUUUAUCUCCUCCUUUCCUUCCUUCCUGGCUACAUCCUCUAGGGGGAGCUCUGGUGCAACUAAUUACUUCCCCAGCAGGCAUUUAGACUGCUGUCUGUAGAGGUGCACCAAUCGGGGCUUCCUUCCACUUCCAGGAAGCGUUGCAGCUGUGCAGCAUCUCAGCUUUGCACAGAGACAGAACUCAGCCUUCAUCUUCAGACCUGAACUCCUUCAACUGUUUCAGCCUUUUGCUCUGAAAUCAUCUCUUAAGUUCAGCUGCCGCUCUCUGCUGGAU
Cyprinodon tularosa is the source of this 1597-nucleotide messenger RNA. It is a transcript of the gene syap1, whose product is annotated as synapse associated protein 1. The record is from RefSeq and is a predicted model, not a curated record. The transcript is spliced from 9 exons. Gene Ontology annotation, cellular component: cytoplasm; synapse. NCBI's taxonomy places the organism in Eukaryota, Metazoa, Chordata, Actinopteri, Cyprinodontiformes, Cyprinodontidae. Bases 8 to 1192 code for a protein of 394 amino acids.